AUAAUAUUCUACACACACCAUACACACAUACACCAUCCAUCGCUAGAUAGGCUGGGAGGGGCCCAAAAAACCGGGCCCAAAUGAUAACAUUGCUUCCAAUAUUUCAUUAGUUCUGUGUAAAAUUAAUGUCUGGUGUUUCUUAUAGUGCGUGAAAUAUUUCGAAUAAUUUUUAUUUUAUGAAUUGUUUUAUUUAAAAAAUACGUAUUUUUUAUUGGAAGACUUCAUUAAUCGGAUCUUCGUGUUUUACAUGAUCGAACUGUCAUUAUCAUCUUACAGGAUGAUGUAAAUGCAUUCGCAGCAUUUAAUAAAUCAUCAUGGCUGUUCAUGUUAAAUCAGGACAAAUCUAUUUAUUACCAUCAAUCAGACUAUCUAGAUAACCCAAAAUCUGUUUAAAUCAGACAAAACACAGAAAUAAUGUCUUUCAGAAUACGUUUAGCCUGCAGCAGGCCAAUUAGAUUUUUGGGGAGUAUUGCCAUGAAGUGUUGGGCCUUUAGCGGAGUGUAUAUCCUUGCUUGCUUUUUCUUAUAUUGGUUAUAUGGUGGAAUUUUAGCUUUCUUCUUGCUGUGCUUUGCCACUACUGGAAUACUUUAUCAUAGGGAAGAUCAGCUUCUUUAUCAUCCAGAAUUGCCAGCUCACUCCAGAGUUUACGUACCUGCUCCUUCAAUAUUUAGUUUGCCCUAUCAAAGUGUAUAUACUAGAGCCAGGGAUGGUACAAUGUUGCAUAUGUUUUUCGUUUCCCAACCGGAAGACACAAUGAGAAAGGCACCUACAUUAUUGUUUCUUCACGGGAAUGCUGGCAACAUGGGCCAUCGAUUGCAGAAUAUAGCAGGGUUGUAUCAUAAUGUUCAGUGCAACAUUCUAAUGUUAGAAUAUCGUGGAUAUGGCCUAUCACAGGGUUCCCCAUCAGAGGAAGGGCUUUACAUGGAUGCCAGAGCAGGAAUAGACUAUUUAACUAGUAGGACAGACAUUAAUACUGAUAAAAUCAUAAUAUUUGGCAGAUCAUUAGGUGGAGCAGUAGCAAUUGAUUUAGCCACGAAGGAGGAAAACUCGCAAAGAAUUUGGUGCCUUAUACUCGAAAAUACCUUCACCAGUAUUCCAGAUAUGGCCGCCUUAUUCGUUGGAUCUAGGUUUCUACAAUAUCUACCACUCUUUGUAUAUAAGAAUAAGUAUUUAUCCAACUUAAAAGUUCGCUCCGUCACAGUGCCCACUCUAUUUAUUUCCGGCUUAGCCGAUACACUGGUACCACCUCGCAUGAUGCAGGAUCUGUACAAGAAUUGCCGAAGUACAUGCAAGCGCAUACUUCCAGUCACAGGUGGUACGCAUAAUGAGACCUGGUGUCAGCCGGGUUACUAUCAGAGUAUUUGUUCUUUUCUGACCGAGCUCAAAGAAAAUCCUCCUCCAAGAGUGGUGUCUAGUCAAUGGCAGAUUGAUGAUAUUUAACGAUAAAACAUAUAAUAUCGCGGUUAUUGACUUAAGUCCUUUUUAGAUUAUUAAUGUGAAAAAAAUCGACUUUUUUAAGUUGGAAUAUCAUUGAGACUAUUUCUGCAUAUUAUAGACAUGAAAAAAAUCAAUUUCACAGUUCGAAUACGGAAAUUAAUAAUUAUUCUUGCAUCAAUCAAAUUGCA
Molecule: messenger RNA, 1625 nt
Organism: Linepithema humile (Argentine ant)
Lineage: Eukaryota; Metazoa; Arthropoda; Insecta; Hymenoptera; Formicidae
Gene: Bem46
Product: abhydrolase domain containing 13-like protein Bem46
Cellular component (GO): membrane
Molecular function (GO): palmitoyl-(protein) hydrolase activity
Source: RefSeq, a predicted model, not a curated record